AUGCUGAGCGCGUCGGACGUUGUGCUGCUACUUGCGGCAGCGAUCAUCGCCAUACCCUCUUUCAAAAUAUUCGUUUUGGGGCCAGACAAGGAUGUGAAGAAAUCGAGUAUCCCACCUGGCCCGACGCGCCUAGGAAAAGGUCCAUUUGACAUGCCCGCAGAGCCGUACAAACGAUUCAUGGAACUUGCAAAAGAGUAUGGGCCUGUGUUUUCCUUCAAACUCGGUCGUACACCGGUCAUAGUGCUCAACUCAGGAAAAGCAGCGUGGGAUCUGUUAGAAAAACGUGGCGACAUGUAUUCAAGCCGACCAAGGAAUAUCAUGGGGCAGGAGAUCAUGUCGAAGGGGUACUGGGGUCUGGGCAUGCAGUACGGAGAGCAAUGGCGAAGGUGGCGCAAAUUCUGUGCAAUGUGCAUGAACGCUGCCUACGCGAAGCGCAAUUACCGACCAUUCCAAACUCACGAGUCGGCUUUACUCAUGCGCGAUAUCAUGUAUGGCCCUCAGAUGUACAAGAAGCAUUUCGAGCGCUUUGCAACAUCCCUCACGUUCUCGGUCGCCUACGGGAAUCGCAUCGCGACUUUGAAUGAUCCCUUGCUGAAGGAAAACCGAGUUGCAGGUAGUGCGUUCGCCGCUACCAUGGUGCCCGGAAAGUAUUUUAUCGAAUCCUACCCAUGGCUUCUGUGGCUUCCGCGGCCGUUGCAGUGGUUUCGUAAAGCGAUGGAAGAAAGAGGGGCACAGAAUACCGCGCUCUACACGCGCCUCUUCCGCGAAGUCAAGAAGAAGAUGGACGCAGGCACAGCCAAGCCAUGCAUCUCUAUGCAUUUGUGGGAGCAUGGGCCCAGUCCUGAGUUGACUGAGACUGAAAUGGCAUACUAUACGGCUAUGCCAUUUGCCGCGGGCACAACAACAACAUUUGGCUCUCUCGAACUCUUUACCCUGGCCGCAAUAUUACAUCCUGCUGCUGUCGCGAAGGCUCAAGCUGAACUCGACGGCGUCGUGGGCCGUUCACGCUACCCAACGUUUGACGACGAACCCUCCUUGCCAUACGUCAAGGCCUUCAUCAAGGAGAGCAUGCGCUGGCAAGUCGUCGCACCGACCGGUCUAGCACACGCUACAACAGCAGAAGAUGAAUACGAGGGCUUCCGCAUACCCAAAGGGGCCACAGUCUGGGGAAACAUCAACGCCAUCUCGCAUGACCCUGACCUCUUCGAUUCGCCCGAGCUAUUCGAGCCAGAGCGUUUCCUCGGUGAACGCGGAAAGCACCCGCGCCUGGCAGACUUCGACCUUCCGUUCGGAUUCGGGCGUCGUAUCUGCCCUGGCCGCGCUAUAGCAGAGCAGGCCCUGUUCAUCGUCAUCUCGCGGAUGCUUUGGGCAUUCGAUUUCUCGCCGGCUCGCGACGAGAAAGGACAGGCGCUCCUGCCGGACCCUAACAACGCGACGAGCAACGUUACGAGGCGACCUGCGGUCUUCCCGUGCGCGCUCAAGCCGCGCAAUGAGGAAGUUGGAGUGCUGAUUAGGGAGGAGGCGGCGCGCGCGGAGGAGGCGUUGAAGGAGUGGGAGUGA
Molecule: messenger RNA, 1560 nt
Organism: Peniophora sp. CBMAI 1063
Lineage: Eukaryota; Fungi; Basidiomycota; Agaricomycetes; Russulales; Peniophoraceae
Source: the annotation of a GenBank genome assembly